Messenger RNA from Cryptococcus amylolentus CBS 6039, 391 nucleotides. RefSeq lists its product as hypothetical. The transcript has a single exon. The record is from RefSeq and is a predicted model, not a curated record. The coding region runs from base 22 to 372 and encodes 116 amino acids. NCBI's taxonomy places the organism in Eukaryota, Fungi, Basidiomycota, Tremellomycetes, Tremellales, Cryptococcaceae.
UCGAGCUGACGGACGAUACAUAUGGAUCGUCGUCCCCUGAUCAGGCAUGGAUGGGGGAGGGCGGAAAGGAGGAUUAUGGAUUUCUUGGAUGAACAAGAGGGGAAAGACAAGAGAGGAAUCGGGCAGAGACAAACGACUGAUCUGCUUCCGCGGUGUUCAAGGCCAUCUCUCCCCAAGUUGAGUGAUUUCUCUUCCUUCUUUUGCCGUGCCUCAGACCACAUGGUCGGUCCAUCAAAUGCAAUCAGGCAGUCAUCUUGGACAUGCGACGGAAGCAUGUAUUUCGCACCAUUCUUGAUCAACGCAAAGACAUCAUAUCGCCCUGGUUGCCCUUGGGGGACAGCGCGGCGCCGUUGUAGGCCCUUGACCAUUUGACAGCGACAACGAAGUGGCG